Molecule: messenger RNA, 2210 nt
Organism: Salvelinus fontinalis (brook trout)
Lineage: Eukaryota; Metazoa; Chordata; Actinopteri; Salmoniformes; Salmonidae
Product: zinc finger protein 589-like
Exons: 3
Coding region: 273-1844 (523 amino acids)
Cellular component (GO): nucleus
Source: RefSeq, a predicted model, not a curated record
UAACGUGAUCGAUCACACAGUAGGUGGCGGCAUGCAUAAAAACUAUGAUACCAAAGAAGAAGUAGAAAACGGAAGUGAACAGUAAUUUGGCAUUUUUUCUAAUUUCCACGUUAGCGUUUUUGUUGUUAUUUAGACGUUUAUUAACAUAAUGGAACUCAAAAUAUGACUAUUUUAACUGCACAGCAUCACAUAAUUAUCGCAGGUGGUCUUUAAUUCGCGCUGAAGACAGGACUUGGUUGAUAGAGCUACGUAACGCUAGCUAGUUGCUAACAAUGGCUAACUGUAUGGUUUUUCACACUCAAAUAGCCUCCAUUAUGGAGGUGCUAGCGAAUGCAGCCGUGGCAGAGAUCUGUAAACUCGUAGACGACGACUAUAACGUGUUUCGUUUGGAAAUUUCUCAAAGCCAGAAAGAAAACAGGGGGUUGCGGAGGAAACUACAACUAAUGGACUGGAAGGUGGCACGGGAGCGCGCAGAGAGGACAAUACGAGAGCGCGUCCCCGCCAGUCGUCCCAGUAGUGUCAAGUUCGUCGAUCGAUACAGAGGAAUGGCAAAAGGUGAAGGACAUCUCACUGUAGGCCACAGGAGCAUUGUGAAGCCAGCGGGACCCAAUGUGUGGAGAGAUGACCAACCCAUAGAUGAGGGGAGUGGAACCUCAACCCAGCAUGUUAUUGUGAUAGAGUCUGCAGAGGCUGCAGGUCCUGGAGGAUCGUCUCUGGUCAAGCAGGAGAGGACUGAAGGAGACGACCCACAACACAGCAGAGACAUCCAGACUGGAGCAGCGGCUGGAAUGGCACCCCCUGUAGCUAUGGACGACCUCGCCACCACGCCCCAGCCCAGGACCCGACGCAGCAUUACGGAGGUCAGUGGAACACCGAAGGCCGCCCUCAAGUCAGAGACAGACACCGAGACUUUAACUGUAUCACGAAGGCUGUUACACACAGGAUCGGACCACAGAUCAGACCCAGAAAGACUGGGCUGUCCUCCUGCUUCCGGCUCAGAGUAUUUUCUCCAUGGUAGCCCGAGGACGGUUCAUUCCCAUCAGGACUCAGUUGACGCGUUAGAGACUGUCAAUUAUCCGUCUUGUUCUUACACUACAGAGAUGGACCCUGGCAAAAUGACCUUGGGUUUAGAGACACAGACUGAUCUGUCUAGAGGGGACUGGAACCAGUACAGUAGUAGUCUAUACUCUGAAGGGCCUCUAGAUAAGAAAGAGGAGGUUAUUGCCGUAGAUGAGGUGACUGUGAAAGUGGAGGGCGAUGCUCCUCUGAUAUGGAAUGAGACUCACUUAGGAGAAGGACAUUCACAAGGCAGAGAUUUCUUAGAUUACAGGGAAAGCUUAGAGACAAAUCCAGAUGUCACGACCCACUCCCCUUUACACACACUCAGGGAUCACGAACCAGUGUCCACGUCUAUGGGGCCUUCCGAUCAGGUAUUGAACUCAAAGGUUCAAAAGGCCAAGGCUCAGGGAGGGGGACCAACAUCAGGCGGUAGUAAAGUGAAACGGUUCCUCUGCAUGUUCUGUAACAAAGGCUUCAGCUGCCUCCAGAAGGUGGAGAUCCACCAGAGGGUCCACACAGGGGAGAAACCCUUCAGCUGUACCCAGUGUCACAUGCGAUUCGCUGAGGCUGGCAACUUGAAGAGGCACCAGAGGGUCCACACAGGGGAGAAACCCUACAGCUGCCCCCAGUGUCACAUGCGUUUCGCCCAGUCUGGCAACCUGAAGAUGCACCUGAAGGUCCACACGGGAGAGAGGCCGUUCGCCUGUACAUACUGCAGGAAGAGGUUCUCAGAAAGGAGCUACCUCAGGAUACACCAGCAGAAAAAUCAUUCCACUAUAACAUAGAAAGUAAACAUUCCACUUGAUCGCUUUUGACGUUUAGACAAACCCUGCAUUAAAGACAAAGAUUCAUUUUCAUUGGUUGUUAGUAGAAAAGAUCCACAGAUGCAUUUGGAAUAAUGAGUAACAGAUUUUAGUGUUGAAUCUUCCUGGGUAAAAUUUAGCAUCCAGACAUUGUGUGAUUUAUAAGGCGUAUAUAAGCCUAAAAAGUCUUACAUAUUUUGUUUGUACUGUGUAGGCUAUAUGAUGUUCACAAAUGCUUAUUUCAUUACACUACUGAAUUUUUGCCAAGACACUUUUAAUGAGAAAAUGUAUGCAGUUUGUGUGGUUUUAAAACUUGUUCAUGUUUAAUAAACACAAAAUUUAACUUUU